Rasamsonia emersonii CBS 393.64 is the source of this 983-nucleotide messenger RNA. Its product is annotated as Xylulokinase. Gene Ontology annotation, molecular function: D-xylulokinase activity. The transcript has a single exon. Gene Ontology annotation, cellular component: cytosol. Lineage: Eukaryota; Fungi; Ascomycota; Eurotiomycetes; Eurotiales; Trichocomaceae. The annotation marks the transcript as partial. Gene Ontology annotation, biological process: xylulose metabolic process. The record is from RefSeq and is a predicted model, not a curated record.
AUGGAGGGCUCCAUCUGGGCAAGAUCAACAGGUAUUUCGUCGAGCGUUAUUCCUUCAACCCAGACUGCACGGUCAUUCCGUCGACGGGAGACAACCCGUCCACCAUCCUCGCUCUCCCCCUUAAGCCGUCGGAUGCGAUGGUGUCGCUUGGUACCUCGACUACCUUCCUCAUGUCUACUCCGAACUACAAACCAGACCCGGCCACCCACUUUUUCAACCACCCGACGACUCCGGGACUGUACAUGUUCAUGCUCUGCUACAAGAACGGAGGGCUGGCUCGGGAGCAGGUGCGCGAUGCGAUCAAUGAAAAGGUGGGCAAGGACGCAUCGGCGGGACCGUGGGCCAACUUCGACAAGGCCACGCUCGAAACACCGGCCAUGGGUCAGAAGACGGAAUCCGAUCCGAUGAAGAUGGGUCUUUUCUUUCCACGACCGGAAAUCGUGCCCAACGUUCGCGCAGGGCAAUGGCGGUUCAACUACAACCCCAAGGAUCAGAGCUUAACCGAGACCGACGCCGGCUGGGAUCGGCCGUGGGAUGAAGCGCGCGCCAUUGUCGAGAGUCAGAUGCUGUCCCUUCGUCUCCGAUCGCGAGGGCUCACGCAAAGCCCUGCAGAAGGCAUUCCACCUCAGCCGAGGCGGGUGUAUCUUGUCGGGGGAGGAUCGAGAAACAGAGCCAUCGCCAAGGUCGCCGGGGAGAUCCUGGGCGGUUACGACGGAGUGUACAAGCUCGAUGUCGGGGAAAAUGCGUGCGCCUUAGGAGCGGCCUAUAAGGCAGUGUGGGCCAUCGAGCGACAGCCCGGCCAGACCUUUGAAGACCUAAUCGGGAGACGAUGGAAAGAGGAGGAGUUCAUCGAGAAAAUCGCAGACGGUUACCAGAAGGGUGUUUUUGAAAAAUACGGCGUUGCCGUGGAAGGCUUUGAGCGGAUGGAGCAGCAGGUCCUGCAGCAGGAAUCGAGCAAACUAGGGAAAACAGACCACAAGUAA